Messenger RNA from Fusarium oxysporum Fo47, 741 nucleotides. RefSeq lists its product as uncharacterized. The transcript has 2 exons. Gene Ontology annotation, molecular function: oxidoreductase activity. The record is from RefSeq and is a predicted model, not a curated record. Lineage: Eukaryota; Fungi; Ascomycota; Sordariomycetes; Hypocreales; Nectriaceae. The coding region runs from base 1 to 741 and encodes 246 amino acids.
AUGUCACUUAACGGAAAGGUCGUCCUCGUCACAGGCGGUUCCAAAGGAAUUGGAAAAGCAGUCGCCGAGCGUGUUGUCGCCGACGGUGCGAGUGUUGUAAUCAACUACUCCAGCGACAGCAAGCCUGCGGAAAAUCUUGUCAUUAAGAUAGGCUCCGACAGGGCCCUUGCUUUCAAAGCUGAUGUCUCGAAUAUCGCUGAGAUCGAGAAGCUGGUGCAAGCGACAGUUGAGAAGUUCGGCAAGAUCGAUUGCUUAAUGGCAAAUGCUGCAUGCGCUCCCAUGAAUGAUCUCGAGAGUACAACAGAGGAAGGCUUCGAUAAGGCCUUUAAUCUUAACGUGAAGGGACCUUACUUUCUUGUUCAAAAAGCAGUUAAGCAUAUGCCGCGAGACGGCCGAGUCAUCCUCGUAUCAAGCGGUGUUCUUCACCAAUCACAAGUAGCACCUCGCUACCUACUUUACGCGUCCUCCAAAGGCUCCAUUGAGCAGAUGACACGUAUUCUUGCUAAAGACUUGGGACCCAAGGGUAUCACUGUCAAUGCUAUCGCCCCUGGUCCGACAGCCACAGAAAUGUUCUUCCAGGGUAAAUCGCAGGAACUCAUCGAUACUAUCGCCGGUUUCAGUCCUCUUGGACGCCUAGGGAAACCAGAGGAAAUUGCUGGUUUAGCUGCUUUUCUUGCUGGUCCAACUAGUUCCUGGGUGUCUGGGCAGGUCAUCGGGGCUAAUGGAGGUUCUUUUGUUUAA